This is a messenger RNA of Dictyostelium discoideum AX4, 462 nucleotides long. RefSeq lists its product as hypothetical. The coding region runs from base 1 to 462 and encodes 153 amino acids. Gene Ontology annotation, biological process: sterol transport. NCBI's taxonomy places the organism in Eukaryota, Evosea, Eumycetozoa, Dictyosteliales, Dictyosteliaceae. Gene Ontology annotation, molecular function: sterol binding. The record is from RefSeq and is a predicted model, not a curated record. The transcript has a single exon.
AUGAUUAUUAAAAUUUUAUUAUUAAUUAUUUCAAUUUCAUUAUUUUUAAAUAUUUCAAUUGGAAUUGAUGAAAAUCAAAUUUGGAAAUCAUGUGGUACACCUCAAGAUAUUUUUCACAUCAAUUCAAUUGUAGUUAAACCAACACCACCAGUUAAAGGAAAAUUAGUAAAAGUUAAUGUUAAUGGUACUUUCAUUAAAGAUGUCGUUGCUGGUGAAGCUAAAAUCAUUGCAAAGUAUAAUAAUAUUAUGACAUUGUAUAAUGAAACCAACGAUUUAUGUUCACCAACUGCUCAAGCUAUCAUUGGAAAUUGUCCAUUUAAAAAAGGUCCAACCUAUUUACAUUCUGCAAAUUUCACAAUUCCAGCUUCUGCUCCAAAUGGUUAUUAUAGUGGUAAUAUCUUAUUAACUGAUAAUUUUAAUAAUACAAUCACUUGCAUUAAUGUUGCUUUUAAUUUACAAUAA